Molecule: messenger RNA, 2444 nt
Organism: Papaver somniferum (opium poppy)
Lineage: Eukaryota; Viridiplantae; Streptophyta; Magnoliopsida; Ranunculales; Papaveraceae
Product: sister chromatid cohesion 1 protein 1-like
Exons: 21
Coding region: 1-1944 (647 amino acids)
Biological process (GO): synaptonemal complex assembly; replication-born double-strand break repair via sister chromatid exchange; mitotic sister chromatid cohesion
Cellular component (GO): cohesin complex; synaptonemal complex
Molecular function (GO): chromatin binding; protein binding
Source: RefSeq, a predicted model, not a curated record
AUGUUUUACUCACAUCAACUACUCGCUAGAAAAGCACCAUUAGGCCAGAUCUGGAUGGCGGCGACUCUGCAUGCGAAAAUCAACAGAAGGAAGCUUGAUAAGCUUAAUUUAGUCAAGAUCUGUGAAGAGAUAUUGAAUCCUUCUGUUCCUAUGGCGUUGAGAUUAUCAGGAAUUUUGAUGGGUGGAGUUGUAAUAGUCUAUGAGAGGAAAGUGAAGCUUCUGCUUGAUGAUGUAUCUCGAUUACUGGUGGAAAUCAAUGAAGCGUGGAAGGUAAAAACAGUUCGAGAUCCAAAUGUACUCCCAAAAGGGAAGAAUCAAGCUAAGUAUGAAAAAGUAACAAUGGCAAAAAAUGAUGAUCCUGUAACGAUGGAUACAGCAGAGAUUGAACAAUCCUUAAACUUCUCCAACCAUUACAACGUUGACAAUGAAGCUGGUUAUUUCACCAUGCGGCUAGACCGUAUUGAUGAGCCUUUUACUAAUAAGGAGAAUGCAAGAGACCCGGAGGAGGAUCAGAAACAUCACCAAGCUGAUAGAGACAACAUCACCUUAUUUGACCCUUUUGAUUCAAACCAGCCAGAGCAACAUCUAUUUAAUCGCUUCGAGAGGUUUGAUAUUGAAGGAGACGAAGACAUGAAUGCAAAUUUCACUUCACAUGAGCACUCACAGAUGCAUACAACUCUUAUACCUUCCCCGCCACCAGAAAUUCCUGAACCAGUCCCUAUGGAAACUGAUGACAUGAGAAAUGAACACCCAGAAGGGCCAGAACCACAAAACAAUCAGCAGGCUGAUGAACCUAGAGAUGACAUUCAACAGGUACAAGAGGAUGGCGUUAAGCCAGUGAUAAUAAAGGGGAAUACGAGAAGAAGAAAAACGGUCCAGCUUGCUAUGGAUUUCGAACCUAUCAUCGGAGGUGCUGUUUACCAGAGCUGGCUUCAAGACGCCUCCAACCUCGUAGGAAGAAAGAAGAGAGCCAAAUCCAUCACUAGAAUGAAGAUAGCACAGCUCAUGGACAUCCCUCCCGUGGCACUUGUAAUGGGAUUAGCAGGAAAGUAUAGCACAGAGAUCUAUUAUCCAAAGCCUCUGCUAGACCUAUAUAUGAGAAGCAUCCAGAUUCGUCCACCUCGUGAUUCCCCUGCUGGAAGUACUUCAGGACCCCAACCACCUGAACCAGUAUCACCAGUUGAUGGAAAUCCAAUGGAACUGCCUGAUGAAGAUCCGCAGAUUGGUAUUAGGACUCGUUCAAAGCAACGAUCCACUGAGAAGCAAAUGCCCAACCAUCCUGCCCCUGCUGAAGAUUUUCAGAGCGGUGUAGAAUCUCGUUCCAAGCAACCAUCCAUUGAGAAGCAAAUGCAAAUGCCUAACUUAGACAACUUUGAGUUUCCUGUAAAUGAGGCCAGCAUGAUGUUCACUCCUGGACAUUCUGGGGACAAUGAGAGAUCCGCUCCAAGCUCUGGAUCCGGAAAUGGCUUCCUGAACUUAGAACCAGAAGUCCAAUUACAUUCAGGAAGAUUGACAUUUGAUUCCAGCAGAAAAAGGCAUUCAUCAAGGCACAGUGGAGGGAACCUUUCUUCAGUAGCAGAGGAUAAAAUAUGGGAUCUACCUGAACCUGAUUUCAAGUUCAGAAGAUUCUCAGAAAAUGGGUUCUUACAUGAGAAUGAAACUCUGGUUGAAACUGGACCAACUCCAACCCAACAUCCACCUGCAGACCAGGACCAACCUAUGGACAAGAUCACUGACACAAUCAGAAUGCACCUAAAGACACAUUUUGAAACACCGGGAGCAUCUCAAGUAGAGUCCCUAGAUCAGCUAGCUAGUGGAGCAAACCGGAUGAAAGCUGCCCAGCUGUUCUACCAAACCUUAGUUCUGGCUACCUACGAUCAACUGAAAGUUCAGCAAGCAGUGGCGUUUGGAGAAAUAUUGAUCUCUAAAGGACCAAAGAUGUGAAGCCGAUCUCCACCAACUCUUAUACUGUCACAUAUCUAUAGUGUCUAUACAAAAAGUUUUACACGAGCGAGAUAUUUAACCCCCGAUGUUCAGAAUAGGUUAACACGAAGAAAGAAAGAUUAGGAAAUGGAGACUCCUCUCUUACAGAGGGGUGCUCGAGAAGUUCUCAGUUUUGUUACCAUAGACUGCUGCUUUAGAUGGUUCUGGGAGCCUACCUACUCAGUUUCAGCUUAUUAUUUAUUUUAUUUUUCGCAAAUUUGGUCUGAUUCAAGAUAAUCAAUUUACAAUGUCAACUUCUUAAAAUGACUAUCCAACUUUAUAUAUAGUUUUCAUUCAUACUGUUGUGACCACAUGAUGGUGUACACAGAAUGAUCAUUAUCUUGAGAUUGCUUGUAUAGCUGAAAGCUUUUCAGAGCAUUACUAAGUGCAAUUGCUUGAAUUUAUCAAACAAAAUCCUGUAGAAGAAAGCUAUACUUGCAUGAUCAUUCCUGUGCAUAAGG